Messenger RNA from Aegilops tauschii subsp. strangulata, 3005 nucleotides. The record is from RefSeq and is a predicted model, not a curated record. Lineage: Eukaryota; Viridiplantae; Streptophyta; Magnoliopsida; Poales; Poaceae.
CAGGAAAUAGGGAAAAAAACUGAACCUUAUCUCUUACCUCUCCCUCACAAUGUGAGCUCUCCUUGUCCAUAGGAGGCGUGUUCCACAUCUUUCUUCUCUUCCCCAAGCCGAAGGGAAGAAACCCUUUCUCCUCUCUUCUCCAGCCAGCCUACUCCCUCCUCCCUUCCUUCCCCACUCCUCCCCAGGUGCCUCCUUGCUGCACCACGCCCUUCACCACCUCCAUGGUUGCCCUUUGAUUUAGGGCUUUGAGGAAGAAGGAAAGGAGACAAGAAGAGGGGGAACAAGAAAGCUUCCCCAACUUUUCCCUUCACCAAAUCUUUGUGUUUUGACCAUAGAGGUACAUCACUGUGAGGCUUUGCAAGUAUUAGGAAGGGCGUAGCUCCCAUGGGUGUCCACUCACACUUUUCAUACCCAUUCCAUCCACCUAGCUGAUCAUGAUAACUCUCAUACUUAGUUUAUGAUCGAUUCUUGGUAGCUAGGAUCUACUUGAGGUGUAUAAACUUUGCCUUGGUUUGUUUCCAUGAUCACUAUGUUGACCUGUCAAGGUGGGUUGGAGUUGACUAGUCCCCACCUUGCACCAUGGUGUGUUGGAACGUCUGUUUCCUUUUGCUAUGUGUAGCAUAACGGUUGGUGGCUUCACCACUUUGCUCUACAUGGGUUGUAGGAGCCUGUUGGAUGCUUCUGCUUGUGAUAUUAUGAAUAUAUGCUCUGUUUAUUCAACUGCCUGUCGUGGAUGUCCGACGGUACAAAGGAGGUGCUGCCGGAUUUUCCCACAAGCAUUGUGUUUUGGUGGUAACAUUCCUUCUUACAAGGAGGGGUGUUAUAGUUGGUAUCAGUUAAGCUCUAUCUUUGCUAUACAUGCGUAAGCAUGUAUACCAACGAAAGAUCCUAGGACCUUUCAAAUGCUUGCUUGCUAGAUAUAAUUGUUUACUUGUUAGUGUAAAACAAAAUUGACGAGGGCGUCAAUUCUGUUGAGAUUGGGUGAGAUACCCCAAUUCUCUUACUAGUAUGUUGUCAGGUUCUUUCUAAAUAAAAAAAUCUUGAUUAGAGGGUUAAAAAAACAUGACACACUGGUGCACAAUAGGAACGAUCUCUUUAGUUAGAUACUUGCAAGCCUUGUUCUAUGUGCAUAGAUUGCUUGUUGUGUUUUCUAAUGCAUAUUAAGCAGUCUGGUGUUCGAGUAGUACUCGUUUCUGUGUCUCCUGGGUUUAUAUUUCAAUUAAUCCAGUGUCAAGUAUGAGCUUGUAUCUUUACCCGUCCAUAUUCUACCUUUUUAUUUCUUUGGUUGAUUGGGUAAUCUUCUUGUGUUCCUUAGAUGCCUAGGGGUAAAGCUGGUAGAAACCAAGUUCCACCCACUCGGUGGAAAACAGCAGCUGGUGCUAACCCCCAAGGUCGUGGUCGCAGGAGUGCCCAACCUGUAGCUGAGGAGAGUGGUGAGGGAUCAGUGGCAGCUAAUGAUGUUGCUCCGCCACCUCAAGCUGAGUUGCGUGAGUUGAUGCAAGAACUCCACACACUUCGACAGCAAGCUCAAGCCCAAGCCACAACUCUUGCACCUGCCAAUGCCUAGGGCAUGAUGAAUGAGCCAUUUGGCUCAAGACAAGUCAAUCCUCUUCUCACUUGGUCUAUGGUACACUCUGACACUUUUAAUGGGACUGGGACUCCUGUAGUGGCAGCUGAUUGGUUGCGCAUCAUGGAGCAACGCCUUGAGGUCAUGCAAGUGCAACCAGCCCAAAAGGUGAUGUUUGCUACUAUUCAGCUAAAGGGCAAUGCAGACAUCUGGUGGGAGAAUGUUCGUUCCUCUUUACCACCAGAGCAUGCCACACCUACUUGGGAGUUCUUUCGAACUCAAUUCAUUGAGAAGUACUAUCCGGCUUCCUAUGUAGAGAGGAUGGAGAAUGCACUAAGCAAGUUAAGGCAAGGAAACAAAACAAUACAGGAUUAUGAAACUGAGUUCAACGAUAUUAUCCGCUUUGUGCCAACAGUGGUUAAUAAUGAUAAAGAGAAGGCAAGGAGGUUCAAGGAUGGGCUAGAGCAGCAGUAUCGUGUUGUGCUCAGUGCUGCUGUGUCCUCUAGCUUUGCUUCCUUGGUUGAGAAUGCCAAAAAGAUAGAGUUCGAGCUGCAGAAUGGCUCACCUCCUCCAAUCAUAUCUUCCCCACCCGGUGGCCCCAGUAAUUUCUCUACUGCGGGUGCCAACCAAAAGCAAGACUAUGGUGAUAGCGGCAAGUCUAACCGCCGCCCAAUGAAGAAGUUUAAGAAUGUCCAGCCUACCCCCCAGCCCUUCAAGCAGAAGUCGCAGAAGGCCUCAUCCUCUGUUGGACCGCGUGUGCAAUAUCGUCCAAUGCCUGGGCAAGGGAUGAUGUGUUUCAAGUGUGGCGAAGGCCAUAGAGCUAAUGAGUGCAAUUGGACCGGUGUGUGCAAUGGCUGUCACAAAACUGGUCACAUGGAGCGGGUUUGUAAGUUGAACCCUGCUAGCAUUAUCAAGUGGCAGACUGUGUCUUCCCAACCUGAGUCCUCAUCAACGCCCAUGUCCUCACAUGGGUCUGUCCAAGCAAUGAAGAAUAUUCAAGCUCCUACGUAUCAAUAUGCAACCUGGGGUCCUCCUCCUCAAGGGUACUAUUGGCCACCAACUCACACAACGCCACCUAACUACCCAGUACCCCAUGCUCCUCCAAUCAUGCCCUAGAUUGGUGCUCCACCUGCACCAGCUUGUCAGAGCUUUUAUACCUUGCCUUCAUCAUCUACUACUGGACAUCUGGAUGUCAUGAUAGGUACUCUACCUGUCAACUCAGUUGAAGCUCUAGUACUAUUUGAUUCUGGUUACAGUUUCUCAUAUGUAUCGGUAGACUUUGCGAAUCGGGCAAACAUGUCUAGGCAAGAAAUUUCCCUACCAGUGAGGGUUAGUUCUCCAGGGGGACUCCUUUCUUGUAGCACUGUGUGUCCUGGCUAUGAUAUUUCUAUUGAGGAUGAAGAUUUCACUGCAAAUCUGUUCAUCCUUCCACUUCAGC